This is a messenger RNA of Moneuplotes crassus, 877 nucleotides long. Lineage: Eukaryota; Ciliophora; Spirotrichea; Euplotida; Euplotidae. The record is from the annotation of a GenBank genome assembly.
AUGUUUAAAAAUAGCCUCAAAAUCCUCCCUUCCUUAAUCCAAGCAAAUCGCUUGUCUCCCUUCAGCAAGCUCCGGAUCUCUGCUUUCCAGCUGAGAUGCUUCAGCCAGAAGCAGAAGGCUUCUUCUGAUAAGCCAGAAAAAAUGACAGCUGAAGAGAGAGCAGAGAAAAACAAGGAAGAAUUUAAAGAAGAGCUGAUGGACCAAGGCGAUAUGGAUUGGAAUAUAUACUUGGAUAGAGAGGGUCAAAAGAAGGAUACUACUGAGCUGUUGACCAAAGAAGAAUUAGCUCUAGCAAUCGAGAUCCUUGAGAAUGAGGAUGUUGAGAAAUACAAACUUUUAGAGAUCACUGAAAUGGCCGUUAGCAAGUACAGCGUUUAUAAAAAGAUGCUACUGUAUUUUAAUAUACCACUGGUGAUCAGCAUCCCCUUGAUCUGAGAAUUCUUGAUUGAUAUGACUCAUCCCAAAGCUAGCUUACUUUAUGGCUUAUUAUACACAGCAGAUACAUUGUUCUUCAUGAACGCAUACAUGGUCUAUAAGCUGCUUAAGAAUGCUGUUGUUACGAUUCAUUAUGUAACAAAGUCAGGGAUGUUCGAGAUCCAACACCUGCCUAUUUUUGGAAAUAAUCAAGAGAAAUAUUUGGAAACUGUAGCUCCAGAGCACAUUUCCAGAACCCCAAAUGUCAAGAUCGAUCCCUUCGUUGCAUACAGAAAUAAUUCUAAUGGGAGGAAGUAUAUCACUGAAGGAAUGUGAGGCUGGGCUGAUAGACAUUUCUUUGACUCUGUUAUUGGAAGAGCUAAAGAAGAGAAGGGGCCUCAAGUCUCAGAGAAGAUUAGAAGGAAUAGAGAGAAGAGUAAAAAAGGUAGUCCAUUUGAUUAAA